GGAAAACUUACCUCGAAGUUGAUUGGUCUAUUUUGCUGUACAUCAAUUCGUUUCCUGUUUUCGUAUGCACUGAAGUAUCAAAGUUUAAUUCACGGCGAUGUUGUGAGUUACUUGCUUUUGCCAUGUCGGCCGUCACGCAACAAAACAGGAGACGACGCCCCCUUAAAAUGUACAUACUGACGUCCGACCACAAAGUACAAGACCACCUGGACGGUACCAUUCGGCUACAGAGGGGGAAUCUGUGCUUGGAGCAGGAAGGUGGCGGGGAGCGCGGUAUAAGAGGGGACUAUGUAUGGGUAAAGGUUAUAGACAAUGGCAGUAUGGUGAAGCUUGAUAAGCACUUAUUAAAUGAAAUAUCUGCUGAUCAGGCCGGCUUGCUGGAGCCUAUUACCGAUCUUGAUUUGCGUUUCAAACUGCUCUCGAAGCCUCACCGGCUUGCCAGGUUAUCCAGUUUGCCCAUGGGGUCGCCCGUGUUAGUGCGGUGUGGCCAGUCAGGAGAUCUGGCUGAUGCUGAGCUCCGUUAUCGUGGGCCCUUAAUGCGAGGAAGCUGCGCAGUGUAUUUUGGGGUCCAACUAAAGGGGUCAGCAGCAGGCAGAGGCAGCAGUAAUGGAAGCUACAAAGGCCACCAGCUUUUCACAUGCCCUGAACAGUGUGCCCUUUUUGUCUCAGCCAGCGAUAUAGUAACACAUCGAUCCACCCGAGUCAGCAGUUUAGGCGAUAAUGAUCCUCAACAAACUGAACUAAACAGACCAAACCAGAACAACCACAGUUCUAGUCAUGUCCCAAAUCCAGUUAGUGUCUUAGCACGUACGGCAGAAUCUGUGCCAGCUAAUACUGGCUUACCUCUGCUGCAAGUGGGGCAGAGGGUCUGCUUCAGCCAAGACAAGGUGCAUCACUGGGGCACGGUGCAGUACUGCGGACAGCUUCCUGGCCGUACAUCAGGAGGAGUGUAUGUGGGAGUUUUGCUGGAUAAUCCAUUAGGAAACUGGAAUGGUUAUGUUAAAACCUACAAACUGUGCUCCAUUCCUUCUCCUGAAUUCGGCCUCCUUGUUCCCCUCUCCAAAGUAACUGCAGAAACAAGAUCAGACCGCCCAACUCCAGAAAUCCCUCCACUUCCUUCCUCCAAAAAUGUCCAUCAGCCUUCUUCACCCACUCACAACAGACACCUUCCACAGACUACAGCACCCACAAACCCUACCAACCCUAGACUGCUGAUAGAGCCCUCCAUGCUAGCCAUGGCUAAAUCUGCUCUACAACCUCCAACUUCAUCAGCAGUUUCAAAAGUUGCUUUAAAACCUCCUCCAGUCCCGAUCGUUAAACCCGCUCUCAAACCACCCCCCGUUCCACUUAAUAAGCCACAACCCAUGCCUAUUUCACCCUCCACUGACCAGUUGUAUACUGCGAAUGGAUUUCACAAUCCACCCUCUCCACUGAUAACAGAGAAAGAAGAGGCGAAAUCGUGGUUGGAGGUUGGGUCUAUGGUUGAGGUGAAUGACCCCCCACUUUAUGGAGUCAUUCGGUGGAUUGGAUACAUCAGUGGAAUUUCAGAACCAGUGGCUGGCAUCGAACUGGACCAGGAGUUAACUGCUGCCACAGAUGGUAACUACCUUGGAGAGCGUCAUUUCCGUUGCCCCCCUAACAAGGGGCUGUUUAUCAAACUGCGUAACUGUAGGCGAGACUCCAGAUUUCCUGUCCCAGAGAUGCCAAUCAAUCAGGUGGAGCGCUGCAAUUCAAUUGCAUUUGCAGAAUGGGGCAGUAAGCGUGUGGAGGAGAACACCCCCCCCAUGUUGGGUCUGGAAGCUCAGCAGUUGUAUGAAGGUUUUAAGAAAGGUAUUCAGGGCCAUCUCAACUCUUGCUACCUGGAUGCAUCACUCUUCAGUCUGUUUGCAUGCUGCAGUUCAGUCGACUGGGUUUUGUUUUGGCCGUGCAACAAAGAUGGCCACCGAAGCAAAGAUGCUCAGGAACUGCUGCGCUGUGAAAUUGUCAAUCCUUUACGCAGGUUUGGAUAUGUGUGCGCCAGUAAAACCAUGGCAUUGCGGAAGCUUCUGGAAGCUGAGACUACAGACACAGGCUUUACUAAUGAAGAGAAAGAUCCUGAAGAAUUCCUCAACAAGCUUUUCCAGCUCCUCCGGGUGGAACCUCUUCUGAAGAUUAGAUCUAUGAGCCAGGAGCCACAGGAAUGCCACAUUUAUCAACUCUUCCCUCCUACGCUUCCCUGUCCAUCUUCCCCUAUUCGUUCUCCACUCUCGCCCUCUCUCUCUCCCUCUCUCUCCCCAAUCCCUCUGUUUUCUCCCUCAGUUGGACUCAUGAGGGUUGCCAGUGUGCAGACACUGCUGGAGUCUUCCUUCAUGCAUUCUGGGCUUAAAUUCACAGAGGCUCCAUCCUGUCUACUUCUGCUUAUGCCACGCUUCGGCAAAGAAUUCAAAAUGUUUGACGCCAUUCUGCCUUCGCUCACCCUCGACAUCACCGACCUGCUGGAUGAGACGCUUCGACAGUGUAGUAUAUGUCAGUCGGUGGCAAACUGGGAGUGUUCACAGUGUUACGAGGAUCUGGACAUCACACCUGGCCAGUUAAAACAGUAUUGCAACACCUGCAAUUCACAGGUUCACGCCCACAAGAAGCGCCAGACACACAAACCAGUCCGGGUCAGAAUGCCCAAGGGCACGUGGGAGGGACCGGUUCAUGGAGCCCGCCAGCAAUUAACUCUCUUCGCUGUGACGUGUAUUGAGACUAGUCACUACGUGAGUUUCGUGAAACACGGGCCCCUCCCUACUGACUGGCUCUUCUUCGACAGUAUGGCUGAUAGAGAGGGUGGCGAGAACGGGUUCAAUGUGCCACAGGUGAGGGCAUGUCCAGAGGUGGGACGCUACUUGAGCCUGUCGGAGGUGGAGCUCAGUCGCUUAGACUCCGGCUCCCUGAAGGAGCCAGUCCGAAGAUUGCUCUGCGAUGCCUACAUGUGCCUUUAUCACUGUCCUGAACUGAGCCUAUAUAAGUGAAGUAAAGACACGCUGCCAAGCUUUCAGUGUUUCAAAUA
Molecule: messenger RNA, 3034 nt
Organism: Hemibagrus wyckioides
Lineage: Eukaryota; Metazoa; Chordata; Actinopteri; Siluriformes; Bagridae
Gene: cyld3
Product: ubiquitin carboxyl-terminal hydrolase CYLD
Exons: 16
Coding region: 123-2996 (957 amino acids)
Biological process (GO): protein K63-linked deubiquitination; positive regulation of extrinsic apoptotic signaling pathway; necroptotic process
Cellular component (GO): cytosol
Molecular function (GO): K63-linked deubiquitinase activity; cysteine-type deubiquitinase activity
Source: RefSeq, a predicted model, not a curated record